Molecule: messenger RNA, 3706 nt
Organism: Larimichthys crocea (large yellow croaker)
Lineage: Eukaryota; Metazoa; Chordata; Actinopteri; Sciaenidae
Gene: skor1b
Product: SKI family transcriptional corepressor 1b
Exons: 8
Coding region: 257-2494 (745 amino acids)
Biological process (GO): negative regulation of BMP signaling pathway; negative regulation of transcription by RNA polymerase II
Cellular component (GO): transcription regulator complex; cytoplasm; nucleus
Molecular function (GO): DNA-binding transcription factor activity, RNA polymerase II-specific; RNA polymerase II cis-regulatory region sequence-specific DNA binding; SMAD binding
Source: RefSeq, a predicted model, not a curated record
CACACACACACACACACACACACCGACACCGGAGAACAGAGAGAGUAAGAGAGAGAGAGAGGGAGAGAGGAGCGCAGUGAGCAGUAAGGAGGCGGUGCUGUACGGACAACUGCGUCCCACUCCUACCGCAAACAUCUUUACAUCCUCCAGCACAGACUAGACUUCUCAUCGACACCGACUUCUACUUGAUCACAGCUUUCUCAUUUACGACGGAGGGGAGCUACGCUUACAUUAAAAGCUUUCCAGGCCUCCAAGGAUGGAUUCCAUACCUGCGGGGCGAGACUCCAGCUCCUCGCCAAGCUCCAAACAAGAACUUUCCUACCCGAGCUCUAAAAACCUAAAGCCCAACCAGGUCGGGGAGACAGUGCUGUACGGAAUACCCAUCGUGUCUUUGGUAAUAGAUGGCCAGGAGAGACUUUGUCUUGCACAGAUAUCUAACACCCUGUUGAAGAAUUACAGCUAUAACGAGAUACACAACCGGCGUGUGGCGCUGGGGAUCACCUGCGUCCAGUGCACUCCUGUCCAGCUGGAGAUCCUGCGGAGAGCCGGGGCGAUGCCAAUCUCCUCCAGGCGCUGCGGGAUGAUCACUAAACGCGAGGCCGAGAGACUUUGUAAGUCGUUCCUAGGAGCUCAUUCGCCUCCUAAACUUCCCGAAAAUUUUGCUUUUGAUGUGUCCCACGAAUGCGCCUGGGGGAGUCGAGGUAACUUCAUCCCGGCCAGAUACAACAGCUCCAGAGCCAAAUGCAUCAAGUGCUCCUAUUGCAACAUGUAUUUUUCUCCAAAUAAAUUCAUAUUUCAUUCUCAUCGCACGCCAGAGUCCAAGUACACGCAGCCAGACGCGGCAAAUUUUAAUUCUUGGAGGCGGCAUCUCAAAUUAUCAGAUAAAGGCGGCCAGACAGAUAUAUUACACGCAUGGGAAGAUGUGAAGGCCAUGUUCAAUGGUGGCAGUCGCAAGAGGACGCUGCCAUGCAGUGGAUCAGGAUCCGGCUCUGCUUUAAAACCACAAGGACCCAACCGAGCCAGAGCCUCGCCCGAGAUACCUGCAAAAAUCAUCAGCUGCGAAGACAACCGGGGCGGCAUGGCGAGCACACGCAGCUACCCGGUCAUCCCCGUGCCCAGUAAAGGUUUUGGGAUGCUGCAAAAGAUUCCGCCGCCGCUCUUCCCCCAUCCGUACGGGUUCCCAGCUUUCGGCCUGUGCCAGAAGAAAGAUGACAGUCUGAUGGGAGAGCAAAGCAAAGCGGGCCUGCCGGGCGUCCUGUGGCCUGGUACCAAGGACAGCGCCUAUCACUCCUUCCCCAUGUUCUGGCCCGCGGCGGGCGCGCUGCCCAUGCCUCCGUACCCCCAGACUCAGCACAAACCCCCAACAGAGCUGCUGUGCCCCCCAAGACAGACUGACAUGGACGUAUCCGAGCACAGCGACCGGAGUACCAACACCUCCAAAGACAGCAUGGUCGAAAACGACCGCUGCUCCAGCACUCAGUCUACGCGUAAUGAAGACGACAAGUCAGGGGACGAGGCGAGGCCGCUGGACGGGAUGACCCUUGCUCCCCGGAAAAUCAGCUACGUCUCCGCGUUCAGACCCGUUAUUAAAGACGCUGACUGUAUCGCUAAGCUGUACGGCAACAGGGGCGCAUACAACGGGUGUCGCACCGGCUACUUAUCACCCGAUUUUUUAAGUGAGAGCUCAAGCUACCGGUCCAUGUCCCCCUGCGUGGACAGUGAGGGCGAGCCUGACGUGGACGUGGAGACGAAUAAAACACCAGAGGAAGAAGAGGAGGACUCCCGGCCUCUGUCCUCGGUGUGUCCUCGGACUCCUCCCGGCUUGGCUCACAGUGUUUCUCCAAACGAUUCUCCAGACUCCAAAGCCAUGCAGGAGAGCAGCCUGGUUGAUUCCCAGAAAAUGAGCCUACACGUGGCCCAGUCAUCCGAAAGAGAACUGCAGAACAAGCAGUUAUCAGAGACCCACAUAGCUGCGUCUUUCACUGAAGUGUACACACCGGAGAGGGGUGAGCUGCAACAAAGGAGCAGUCCGUAUCAGUUCAGACCAGCGAAUUACCAGACUGGAGUACUUACAACAAAUGAUGAGAAUUCAAGUAAAGAGGAGCCGUCUUCAACAGUGGAGGAGAUCGAAACCAAAUCCUUUAAUGAACAAAGCAGCGAGGAGAUCCAGAGAGAGCCGGAUGGAGGCGAGGACGCGCCAGCCAAAGCUCUGCCAGCACAAAGAGCCAUAGAAAGUCUGGCAAAAGAGGAACUACAGAAGCAGCUGUUAGAGCAAGUUGAGCUGAGGAAAAAGCUGGAACGUGAAUUUCAAAACUUGAAAGAUAAUUUUCAGGAUCAGAUGAAAAGGGAGCUGUCCUACCGGGAGGAGAUGGUUCAGCAGCUCCACAUCGUCAGAGAAGCUCACGACGCAUUACACCAUUUUUCGUGUAAGAUGUUGACUCCUCGCCACUGUACCGGAUCGUGCUCCUUCAAAUCUCCUCUGCUGCCCCCCUGAACCAGAUUACUCCAUGACAGAGAAACACUUCUACAGCUUCUGUCAAAAACCAUCGAGAAACCUCCAGGGACAUUGUUGAGAUAAAUCAAGAUGAAAGAAGACUAGCUUGUAAUUACUUGUAAUAUUUUAAAAGUGUGUAUCCCCACCCUCAGCAUUUAUGUAACCAUCUUGCAUACGGUGAAAUUUUGUUUUACUGAAAUGAUACCAUUGAUGAUAUUUAUUAUUUGUGGCAACGUGCAAUGACAAUGUAUGUAUCUUGUAAUAGUUCUAGGUUGUUAUUUAUUUAUUCAUUAAUUUAUUUUUUUGUUGUUGUUGUCAAUACUAGCAGCUUUGACUAGCCAAUUCAUCGCUCCUUUUCCUCUCAGUAUUGUGAAUUAGCCUACUACUUUUGCUGUGUUCGUCCUUGCAGGCCAGCUUACUUUGGAUGUUAUGCACUUUAAAAACGAGUAAUGGGAAUUACUAUAAACAGCUUGUGCAUUGAAAUAGGCCUACAAUAUAAUUAUUUGUAGUGGUCAAACCAUGCCUAUUUGUUCUUUUUUUUGAAGAUUGGAAAAAAUAAAACACAGAAGUUAGUAGGCUAAAUUAGAACACCCCCGCGACCUUGUAAGUAGCGACAUAUUCUAUUAAGAGUAGCCUAUUUGUUCAUGUAAUAUUUGUUUUCAUCGCUAAUGAAUAAAUCAUUUUAUUAAAAAUAAAGUGGAUUCUUGCCCUCAGUGUUGUCAGCAUGCAUAAAUCGCUUCUUAUUAUCCUAAAUUCAAGGACAUCUUAAUUUUAUCCAUUGAUCUGAGAAACAAAGCACUUGUUUUGCUUGCAAACUUUAUUCAUUGGUGUGUUUGAUUACUGAGUGUAUAUAUUUGUUGGACUGGCACCAACAAGAAGAUAUCUACGAGUAAACACACGUUCAUUUAAGUUUCCUAUUCCGCCCUAUUAAAAAUGCAACUCGUUAUUUUCUCUGUUAGCUAUUUGUUUGAUGAAUCGAGUCAUUGUUUAGACUAUAGAAUAUCAGAAGUGGUGGGAAAUAAAGAGCCCAAGGUUUAUUUCUUCAAAUUGCAUUUACACAAUUGGCCUAAAUUGAAUCAUUUACGAUAUAAAUCGGAGGAAAAACAGCAAAUGAUCUAAUUUUUAAAGAACAUGAACAUGUUUGCUACUUGUGCUGGGUAAACGAUGAUUAUAUCAAAAUAGUUGCCCCUUAUUUUUUAUUUUCAAUUAAAU